Messenger RNA from Solea solea (common sole), 942 nucleotides. RefSeq names its product histone H3. The coding region runs from base 18 to 428 and encodes 136 amino acids. Gene Ontology annotation, molecular function: protein heterodimerization activity; structural constituent of chromatin; DNA binding. The transcript has a single exon. The record is from RefSeq and is a predicted model, not a curated record. Lineage: Eukaryota; Metazoa; Chordata; Actinopteri; Pleuronectiformes; Soleidae. Gene Ontology annotation, cellular component: nucleosome.
ACGAGCUGUUAUCGACAAUGGCCAGAACCAAGCAAACCGCCCGUAAGUCCACCGGAGGCAAAGCCCCGAGGAAGCAGCUCGCCACCAAGGCUGCCCGCAAGAGCGCCCCGGCCACCGGCGGCGUCAAGAAGCCUCACCGUUACAGGCCCGGCACCGUGGCCCUGCGUGAGAUCCGCCGUUACCAGAAAUCCACUGAGCUGCUCAUCCGCAAACUGCCCUUCCAGCGCCUGGUGCGUGAGAUUGCACAGGACUUCAAGACCGACCUGCGCUUCCAGAGCUCCGCCGUCAUGGCCCUGCAGGAGUCCAGCGAGGCCUACCUGGUCGGCCUCUUCGAGGACACCAAUCUGUGCGCCAUCCACGCCAAGAGAGUCACCAUCAUGCCUAAAGACAUCCAGCUGGCCCGUCGUAUCCGCGGAGAGCGAGCUUAAAUCCCACAACUACUAAACCACAACACAACGGCUCUUUUAAGAGCCACAAACUUAAUCUGUAAAGCAACAAUUCUCUGGUUACAAACACAACAUCUUCUUUCAAUAGUUGUGUCCUAAUACAAUAUCCAAUCAAAUGGGAUAGUUAUUGUAAUAUUUCUGGUAAUCUUUACACUUGUUUUAUGUUUAAACUUAAUGUAAGCUCAAACUUAGUUUAUUAGUAAUAUCACUUGAAUAUGCACAAGUUGGUGAAUUUUUUAGUUAAUAGUCAAUUGAUAUUCAUACUAACAUGCCCUUAUUGGAAAUAAUGGCGUUCAGCUUUUUUUUUUUUCUUCAGUCAACACGAGCCGAUAUUUCUCUACAAAGCUGUAAGUUAACAAUACAAUAUGAAUGAUGAAAUGACAUGUUCAUUUGUUAUGCUGUUACUACUAAUGUUUCAGUACAAUUCAGUUGGCAAAUAACAGGUUAAGAACUGAACAAUUGUGUGGACACAAAAGUGUGGAAAAUAAAUAUAUAA